UGGCGGGAAGAGUCAGCUGUGUGUUAUACAAUCUGUGACUGGAAUCCGAGUCCUCCUCCUCCUCCUUCCUCUCUAUAGACAGACAGACAUGUCCGGACUCCACAGAGAUCUCCCCUCACUGAGAGACACAGCACAGCCCCGGAAGAUCACAGCUGGAGGCGUCUCUGGGGGAAGAGGACUGAAAACUUCAACCAAACACAACGGCCGCCAGCACACGGGAAACUCUUCAUUCGUGGAAAGUACACCAAACAUGGGGAAGACCACUAAUGGAGUGCCUGCGCUUUCCUCCCUGGAAUACGAUGUGGUGUCCACACCCAACAAGAGGGCUCGGAAGAGGAAGAACAUGAUGGAGGAGGAGGAAGAGCGGUCUAUAGAAGGCGGUGCAGGAAAGAGAACCUCCCUAUCGUUAGAGAAGAGCUGUGUGAGGAGAACGCUCGUCGUCCUGCCGUCUCACCUGGAGGCUGAAUCUGAGAAGCCGGAGGAGUCUGGUGAUCAGCAGGAAAGUGGAUCCGGUGUCUCUGCUCCCAGCACACACAUCACGGAAACUACAAACGGUGUAAGGAGAAGUGUUAGGAAAAAGAAGUUUCUGUACGACUCCCUGGAGGAGAAGAAGUUAUUGUUUGAGCCAGACGAUGCGGCCAACAUGAACGUUAACCCUAAAAUUGUCGUAAAGAAACCCUCUGCGGAUGAAUCUGAUAGCGAGGAAGAGUCCGAUCAGGAACAGAUGGAACUCUCUGCAUACGAGCGUGAAAGACUGGAAAAUAUAAAGCAGAAUGCAAAAUUCCUGAACUCCAUAAAAUUGCUGGAGUCUGUAGCAAGCCUUCGUCCACCAAAAAAGAAGAAUCAGAAACAUGUUGUCAAAAGAAGCAGCAGGAGGUGUCCAGCGAACCCGGAAAAUGAUCAGACGUUUUUUUUCUAUAUUUAUUUAUUUAUUUUUAUUUUUUCCCGGGUUCUUUUUUAUUUUAGAGAGAAGGGGAAUACAGUUGUUCGCCGUUCCAUGCGGCUGCAGAAUGGAACUCCUUCUGAAGUUAAACUGGAAGAGGAAUCCCCGGCUGUGGAAGAGAAUGUGCGGCAUAUGAAACCUCCAGGUCCCAUAGAGAUGAUUCCAUUGAACAAACAGGAUGACGAUAAGGCGAUGGACCAAUUCAUGAGAAUGUGGACUUCAAUCAGCCAGGAGACUAUUAAAACCCCAACAAAUAAGACUGUGAAAGACCUAAAGAGCUAUGAAAAAAGUCUGAAAAAAAUGAAACUGCGAGCCGGGGACGUUGCCAAAGUUGUUCCUGGACGAAUUUUGUCUGUAGCCAUCCAUCCCUCUGAAAGGCGGACACUUGUGGCAGCCGGAGAUAAGUACGGGAAUGUUGGACUCUGGAAUGUGGAUGACAAUUCGGAUGGAAAGGAAAUUUAUGUGUUUGAACUCCAUUCACGUAACGUUGGUUGCCUUUCUUUCUGUCCAUGGAAUCCGGCUUGUUUGCUGUCGCUCAGCUAUGACGGCACUGUGCGCUGUGGUGAUGUCACCCGCACUGUCUUUGAUGAGAUCUAUCGUGAUGAGGAAGAAAGCUUCUCUUCCUUCGGUUUCUAUUCGGCUGACGGUUCUGUCCUGAUAGUCAGUCACUGGGAUUCCACGCUGUCACUGAUGGACCGCAGAACCCCUGGAACAACCUAUGAAGUACGAUCGCCUGUAGACUUAUCGAGCCCCCGCACUGUCAGUGUUCAUCCAUUGCAGAGAGAGCUGUGCGUUGUAGCAGGAGCUGGAGAUGUCUGUAUUUAUGACAUCAGACAGAUCUCCAGUAAGAAGCUUCGCCCUGUGAUCUCCUUACCUGGACACUCGAAAAGUGUGUCGUCUGCAUACUUCUCCCCCGUCACUGGCAAUCGUGUCCUCACCACCUGCGCUGAUGAUCGCCUACGAGUGUUCGAUAGCAGCAGCCCGACCUCCACCGCUCCACUUCUCACUUCAAUCAGGCACAACAACUUCACCGGCCGCUGGUUGAGCCGUUUCCAAGCGUUGUGGGACCCGAAGCAAGAGGACUGUUUCAUGGUGGGCAGUAUGAGUCGGCCUCGGCAGAUUGAGGUUUAUCAUGAAGACGGGAACCUCGUAGAUAAUUUCUGGGAUGAAAACCUGAACUCUGUGUGCUCCAUCAACGUCAUGCAUCCCACCAGGAGCAUCUUGGUGGGUGGGAACAGCAGCGGGAGGCUCCAUGUGUUCCGGGACCAAUUCGCCUGAUACAGGAGGGUCCGUGGAGGUCAGACUGAAAUCCAGCGAUGGAAGCUGGGAGGUUCGCGAUAAAUCUGCUGCAGUUGUUUGUUACGUGAAUGAUUCCAGUUGUGGAAUCCGAGCGAAGCCGAGCCUGGCCGAAUGUAGCCGAGUGUACUGCACUCGGUAUAUGUCGGCGCAGGCAUUCAAACUGAG
Rana temporaria (common frog) is the source of this 2407-nucleotide messenger RNA. It is a transcript of the gene WDR76, whose product is annotated as WD repeat domain 76. Bases 89 to 2221 code for a protein of 710 amino acids. Gene Ontology annotation, cellular component: nucleus. The record is from RefSeq and is a predicted model, not a curated record. NCBI's taxonomy places the organism in Eukaryota, Metazoa, Chordata, Amphibia, Anura, Ranidae. Gene Ontology annotation, biological process: regulation of DNA damage checkpoint. The transcript has 16 exons. Gene Ontology annotation, molecular function: DNA binding; protein binding.